This is a messenger RNA of Paraglomus occultum, 2187 nucleotides long. The record is from the annotation of a GenBank genome assembly. NCBI's taxonomy places the organism in Eukaryota, Fungi, Glomeromycota, Glomeromycetes, Paraglomerales, Paraglomeraceae.
AUGGUAAACACGCAAUCCAAAGUCGAUACAUUAGAAGAACAGAAUUCCAAACUUAUACCUGAGAUUGCCGAGCUUAGAAAGGAGAAUGCGAAGCUGAAGCAGCUUAUCGAGGAGAAUGAAAAGCGCGAUGUUAGAGUCGAGGAAUUAGAGCAAAAGAAGAUAGAGCUUGAGACUAGGCUCGCUAUAUUAGAACAGGGAAAAGAAGAAAAAAGUAUUUCUAUUGCAGAGCAAUGGCUCUUCAAGUCUACGGAAGAUGUCUCGCACUCUCCAGUAAAAUCUAGCGAUACUCUCAAACAGAUUGUGCUACAAUGUGAUAAUACCCCGGUAUCUGAUAUAACCGAUGACACCUCUGAACAGGCUGUCUUGCAAAAUAAGGAUGCUCCGGAAUCUGAUGUAUCCAAUAAUGUUUCAAAUUCUGAUGAAUACACGUAUCAGUCUCGAGUCUCCGAUUCAUCUUUGAAUAUACCACCUAUAUGUGCAAAGUCUAAAUCAAAGACGUACAUUCGUAGUGCUUGGAAAAAUUUAAAUAGUUUAAGCGAACUUGACGAGUUAGCUGAGGCUCUGGACGCUCUUAUAUCCAUGUCUCAUGAGGAAAAUGAAUUUAUUGAGUUAAUCACAGUCAUAGUGGAUGUACUAUCAGAAGCACCCAUGGCAUCGGCUUUCCUUUGUCAUAUAAUUGAUAGUGCUGCACUUCCAUCCAAAGAAACAUCUCACAAGAUAACAACAAGGCUCCUUCAAAAGUUAAAACCAGGUGGUAUAUACCGCACAAAACCUAAGAAGCGCACUCGAGUGAACGCUGCUAUUAUUUGGAGUGUACUUGCCGAGAAAUUAGCAGGCGAGAUAAGUUUAUCUCUGUUUACGGACAACGUGUGCAAUACGCUGCUUGAUUAUCUACAAUCAGAUUUGGACUUUAGCGUUCGGUUGUUUGCUUUGAUAGCUCUUGAGAAAUUUGCAAUGACCGGACAGAACAAGAACAAAAUUAUCACAUCUGGUAGGGAUAUGCAGAAGACUCUACAAAACAUAGCCGAGGAAUUACAUCUUGGCGAAAGCUCGGCUGACGAUAUGAAUCGUCGGAGGCAAUUAAAGUUCUGUGUCGAAUGGGCAAUGAAAAACACAUUCGAUUAUGGCAAGCAGGUGGCUUGCGAUUACGAUGAUGGUCCGCCGAAUUUGGAUAUUAACGUCGUACUAAAUCCAUUAGAUGCAACCGCACAUUGGAAGAUAUCACCGAAUGGAUUGGAAAUACGAAAUGACAAUUCAACGUUCGAAUCAAUUCGUGCCACAAUCAAUGUCACCGCGGGGAAGUGGUUCUACGAAGUAACGAUACUAACAAACGGGAUCAUGCAAAUCGGAUAUGCUACAAAACUUUGCAUGUUUGGACCAGAGGAAGGGACAGGGGUUGGCGAUGAUCAGUAUGGAUUUGCGUACGAUGGAUGUAGGAACGUUCUUUGGGCUAAUGGCGUUUCUCAGGAGUAUGGUGGCAAAGAGUCGUGGAAACCGGGUGACGUGAUUGGUGUCUACAUAGAUGUCAGUCUUAGUUGUGUCCGAUUUUUCCUGAAUGGAAAAGACCUAGGUGUGAACUAUCCUCUGACCUUAAACCAUUUUCGAAGAUUAGCGGAAAAUGGACUGUAUCCUACUUUGUCAUUCACAUCCUAUCAACAGGCAGUCGUUAACUUUGGAGCGAAAAAGUUUAGAUACCCACCAUCGUCACUAUCGUAUGAGACUCUUAAUAGCGUUGGGCGGUUAUCUUCAGAAUUACGUGAUUCAAUACAAAAAAGGAUUUGGCGAGCGUCUCGCUACCGAUCAAUGUCUCUAGAUAAUGACUGGAAACAACAAUUGGAGGCUGCUGAUGAAGAGAACUUUGAUGCUCAGUGUUCUAUAUGUUUUGCCAUGCCCCGCGAAAUUGUGUUAAGUCCUUGUAAUCACGAUGGGUUCUGUGCAGAAUGUGCCAAAAUGAUGCAUUCGUGUCCGUUCUGUAGGACGCCAAUAUCUUUCAGACGACCAAUGACUAGCGAUCAAACAGAGUUACCGCGCACUCCUACCAAACUCUCGAUGUCGUCGACAUCUGGUUCAUCCUCCCUUUCAUCACCAUCCACUGCUAUUGUUCUACCACCAACACCACCACACUCACGUCCCGCUUCAUCAAUUACCUCAUGGGAGCCAGACACAUUGCAUGGAUUGGAUUCAUAG